AUGAUAAGCAGACAACAAUCAGUGAUGAUGUUAAGCAAUAACAGCAAUGGAAGACAGAGCAGCAGAAUGUCAACAAUGAGUUCUGCAUCAGGCGACAGCAGCAGCAGCAGUAGGUCAUCGAUGUUGAGACCAAAACCGAUAAAACAAGAAAAAAAUAACAUUGUAUCAAAGAAUAGUCAUAAGAUUUGGUGUAUUAUAAAGGUUCAGAGCAUUGUUCGUAGAUGGUUAGCAAUGAGAAAAUUCAAAAGAUUGUUAUUGGAUUAUAGAAAAGAGAAUAAUGGUACCAUUGCUGCCGAUAGUGUAGAUAUAGCUAAUCAUAAUCAAUCAAAUAUUGAUCAAAACAACAACAACAACAAUAGUAAUAGCAAUGAUGAAUCACAAUCUUCAUCGUCUUCAUCUAUAUUAGAUGAUGAAUUGAUAGAAAUUGAAAGUGUAAAGAAUAAUGAAACUGAUUUGGCAGCGGCAUAUAAUAAUAGUAGUUAUGGUAGUCUUCAUCAUCAUAAUAAUCAUCAUCAUAUUGCGAGUGAAGAAAUUGUAGAUAAAUUAAAAUUAAUAUCACUAAACAACAGCAACACUGUCGAACAGACAACAACAAUGACAACAACAACGACGACAACAAGCACGCCGAUUUCUAGUAGAUCAUCUUCAAUGUCUAGUUGUAUAUCAUCAUCAUCAUCAAUUACAUCACAUAAUCAUCAACAUCAACCAUCCUCCAACUCCACUAAUAAUAAUAAUAAUAAUAAUAAUAAUAAUAAUAAUAAUAACCAAACAAACAACAUUUCAUUGUCAGUAUCAGCACCUCUGAGCACAUUUAACAACAAUUGUGCAAGAAUAGCAAAUAGUACAAAUACUAGUUCAAGUAGUCUAAACAGUGAAAUAUUAUCACUGUCAUUAACAUCAUCACAGAGAACAGCAUCACCUGUCACUACUGGACUAUCGGCACGUAAAAGAAUUAUAAACGAGCUCUUAAAAGUGGAACGUGGUUAUGUGUCUGACAUGAAUACUUUUAUCGAUGUAUUUUAUGCACCGAUUAAAGAGUUUUCUCUUCUCACUGCCGAUUACCUUUUCAUGUUGUUUUGCAAUAUCGAAGAGAUUAGAAAUACGCACAUUAAACUUUUGGAAGAGUUGGAAAAAUGUCAUCUUAAUUGGUCAGAUGAUUCAACUAUUGGAAAUAUAUUUAUGCCUUUUAUGGGAGAAUUUCAAAAAUUAUAUGAAAUCUAUAUAAACAACUAUGAAAAGGCAUUUGCAAUGACUAAAUUUAUACAAACUAGUACAAGUUAUUCGGCAUUGCAUAAAAUGAUAUUGGGUUGGGAGAAUGACGCGAGAUGUAGAAAUUUAGAUUUUGGUAGUUUUUUGGUGCUUCCCGUACAACGUAUGCCACGUUAUACAUUGUUACUCAAAGAGAUUGAAAGGCAUACACCACAUGACCAUCCAGACUUUAAUUAUACUGCUCUAUCUCUUUGUCAAUUACACGAUCUCACUCUCUAUCUCAACGAGUCCAAGCGUACUGCUACCAACACUGAAAAGGUACAAGAAGUACUGACUACCAUCAAACAAAAGGGUUCAGAUCAACCACUCUUUCACGAAGCAAACAACGCAAAAUUCAUUCAAGAAGGUCAAUUAUCUCUAUUAAAGGGAAUAGUUGCAUCUACAAAGAAAGAUCUCCAUGUAUAUUUAUUUAAAGAAUGUUUAAUCUGUACUGAAAUUGAUAAUAGUAGCAAUAGUGGCAGCAGUAGCAGUCUUGGAGGUAGCGUCAAUCAUCAUCAUCAUCGUCAAAACAAGACACUACCACAUCAACCAACCAACAUAUCACCUGUAUCUACACUUCAACAUCAUCAAUCAACUCUAUCACUCAUGACACCACCCUCUCCAUCAUCAUCAUCAUCAUCAUCAUCAACAUCGACUACACUUUUAUCUGCACCAAAUAGCAAUCAAUAUCGAAAAACACUAUUUAAAUGUAUUAAAUUCUCUGAUAUCAAAGCUAUUUCAAUUUUAAAAAAUUUUAAGGAUUCAUUCCAAGUUGUAACAUCAAAAAAGGUAUAUACAUUUGUCGCCAACACAACAGAACAAAGAGAUAAAUGGAUAGCAGUAAUGACAGAAUGUAUGAACGAAUUGCAAACACCAAAAACACCACAAUCACCUUCACCAAAAUUAAAUCACCGAAAAUCAAUGCAAAUAUCAUCAUCUACGACCAACGAUAGUAAUUCACCAACUACUACACCUUUUUCACCAUCAAACAAAGAUAAUCAACAACAACAACAACAACAACAACAACAACAACAACGACCUCUUUCUCCUACGAUUAAUGGUGAAAGUAGUAAUAGUAAUAGUAAUAGUACAGGUAGUUCCCCAUCAUUUGGAUCAUUAAGAAAGAAAUAUCGAAACAGUGUACAAUUGUUUUCGUCUGGACUUAUGAGCCCAAAUAAAUAA
Cavenderia fasciculata is the source of this 2430-nucleotide messenger RNA. It is a transcript of the gene gxcGG, whose product is annotated as pleckstrin domain-containing protein. The coding region runs from base 1 to 2430 and encodes 809 amino acids. Gene Ontology annotation, molecular function: protein binding; guanyl-nucleotide exchange factor activity. The transcript has 4 exons. NCBI's taxonomy places the organism in Eukaryota, Evosea, Eumycetozoa, Acytosteliales, Cavenderiaceae. The record is from RefSeq and is a predicted model, not a curated record.